This is a messenger RNA of Fonticula alba, 540 nucleotides long. RefSeq names its product ATP:cob(I)alamin adenosyltransferase. Bases 1 to 540 code for a protein of 179 amino acids. The record is from RefSeq and is a predicted model, not a curated record. Gene Ontology annotation, molecular function: corrinoid adenosyltransferase activity. Lineage: Eukaryota; Rotosphaerida; Fonticulaceae. The transcript is spliced from 5 exons.
AUGACUAGCCUCGCACUGGAACACUGCCUGAUCGAGAAAAAUGGCCUGGCACCGGCUCUGAUUGAUCUACAGCACACUCUCUUGGAUGCCGGGGCCGCUGUGGCCACCCCGCCACGGGCAAGUGAAGAAGCAAUCGCUCGCGUUGCCUUCGAUCUCGACCACAGCCGGACCAAGCUUCUGGAGGAUGCCAUUGACGAGCUUGACACCCAGCUCCCGCCACUUCGGCAAUUUGUCCUGCCCUGCGGUAGUCUCGCGGCCGCCUCGCUGCAUGUCGCUCGAAGCACUGCGCGCCGUGUCGAGCGCAGGCUGGUGACAGUUCUCCUGCCCCCCGAAGAUUCUGGCCUGGAUCCCGAGCACCUCAUCGCGACCGCGGUGACCCCUGGUCUCCUUCCUUUCUUCAAUCGGCUCUCGGACUACCUAUUUGUGGCAGGGCGCUUUGCCUCGCACCAUGCCGGAGCUCCGGAGCGAUCUCACGCCUUCCAAAAGGAGACUGACUACCAGCGCUCAGAGCCUCUCUUCUCUCGCACUUCACCGGAAUAA